GCCUUGUGACCACGGCAAUGCACCCACCGUCAAUUGUUAGCGACGCGUUGUGGAAAUGUCUGUGUCCGUCGUUCCAACCAGGGCCGGCACUCUGCCGACUUUCUCGUGGUCGACUGCAACGCGCGAUUCAAUCUGUACCUCCGAAACGUUCACUGGGCCCAGCCUCCCCGACAGCCCAAUUGCGUGCCUACACUACAGCUGUAGGGAGGCAAACAAGUGCCCCGGGCAUUAGCCAUGGCUUUGAUCGCUCUAUUGGGUCUUCGAGUGCCCGCAAGCCUUCCCUGGUCCAUCUGCCCACACCGGAACUCUACGAGCGUCUUCGCAGUGAUGCCGCCGCUGGCCGCCAUGCGGAGGUUAUGAACAUUAUUAAGAUCCUCUUGAAAGAUAGGCGGGAGCGGCCUAAUGUAGUGCUAUACGCUUCUAUAUUGCACAGUUUUGUGAGCCCAGAGGAUGGCACAGCAGGAAAGAUUAGGAAAAUCUUGGACGACAUGGGAGAGGACGGCAUAGAGCUCGAUGCUACCACCUGUCAUUUCGUUCUGGAGGCGCUCGCAGUCCAUCCAGACUACCUACUGCGCUCCGAGAUUCUCGAAUAUAUGAAGGACCGGUGGCUUACGUUGACAGACAAGGGGCACAAUUUCGUCAUCGCAGGCCUGCUGCGUGAUCGCCUGUUUGAACAAGCUUUGGAGAAGAUAGACGACAUGGUGCAGCAGCGCAUACCUGUGGCACCAUGGCUCUACGACACCGCCAUGUACAUGCUGCUUGAUUACGGAGAGGUCGAGGAGGCGCACCAAUUGCUACUGCUGCGGCAGAGCUCUGGACUUGGAAAUUUGUCUUACACACUUUGGAUGCACCUCCUUGACUGCGCCAGCAAGCUCCAUCAUGUUGAAGCAGUGAAUCUCGUUUGGAAUGCGCAGGUGGUCCCAUCAUACUUGAAGCCAUCGACUGGCACGUGUCUGAAUGUGUUGAAUGUGGCAGCCCGCAUCGGGAACGUAAAACUUGCGACCGAUGUAUUUCGUGUCCUGGCCGAACGUCAGACGGUGUUCAAUGUGCACCACUAUGAACUGCUGCUGGAAACAUAUCUCAACGCCAAAGACCUAAAUGCCGGUCUCUCAGUCAUUCUCAUUAUGCAAGAAGGUGGAAUCAAGGUCGACGAAAUUGCCAUCAAUCCGCUCUUCGCGUAUCUAAACCAAGACGAUUCAAGACCCAUGGAGGCUUUCGAUAUCCUUCAGAGCUUCGAGCACAGUGGUCGCAAAGUUCCAACCUCGGCCAUCAAUGUUUGCAUACAGGCUUCGGUGCACCGCGGAAGGCUGGAAGAAGCGUUGGAAAUAUACAAGGCGCUCCACACGGUUAGUCAGGCAGGACCAACCACGGCGACGUUCAACAUUCUCUUCCAAGGCUGUCAUAGAGCUGGACGUAAAGAACUCGCCAUGUUUCUGGCCUCGGAAAUGAUCCAGCUUGGUGUUGUGCCAGAUGCUUUGACUUACGAUCGUCUUGUCCAUGUGUGCUUAAGUGUUGGAGAUGUGGAAGGGGCCUUCCAGUAUUACGAAGAGAUGAGAGGGCAAAGUUACAUACCCCGUAGAGGGAUGUUGGAGAUGUUAAUUGAAGAGGGCUGUGAAGAUGGAGAUGCAAGGACGCCUGCAGUUCUGAAGGACAUGGAAGCUAUGGGCAUCACUCCCAAAAGGCUGCAUAAGACUGCGGUGUCCGCUAGGUUCGCCGCUGCACCUAGUACGGGAAAUGAAGACGCUUUAGCUGCAUGAUGUAGGCACAUAUAGGAAUACAAAUAUACGAAGCUCCGCG
Molecule: messenger RNA, 1797 nt
Organism: Lindgomyces ingoldianus
Lineage: Eukaryota; Fungi; Ascomycota; Dothideomycetes; Pleosporales; Lindgomycetaceae
Exons: 3
Coding region: 18-1757 (579 amino acids)
Molecular function (GO): protein binding
Source: RefSeq, a predicted model, not a curated record